AUGACGGGCGUGCGGAUGACGUCGGCGUCCGACUUGGUGCGAGAUUCCAUGGAAGUUCCCGUGCAGGUGAUUGGUGCCAUCAUCGGUACCAAAGGGGCCGCCAUCAAACAGAUGUCCCUGGAGCUGCUUGGGAGCACCGGGGUCCCCACCGAUGCGGCCUCGGGAAUGACCACUGAGACAACGAGCAAAACAUCGAAAAGCAAGCCCAACAGCAGAAGGGGGAAGAAGCGGCAGGCCGAUCAAGCCAUCAGGGCCAUGAUCAAACAGGGAAAACUCACCAAAGAAGCCGCUGCCCGUCUGACCACAGAAGAUAAAGUGCGUAUGUUGGAUGAGUGGCAGGCCUACCGCAAGUCAAUGUCAGAGCUCAGCGCAGAGAAGCUGCUCGGUCACCAGGAGAUGAAGGCAGACUUCCCAGAAACGCACUCCUUGCUGGAGAGGGCAUUGGUGCAGUCGGGCGCCAAGAUGAACUUCGAACAGGAGGAGUAUCAGCCAGGCUACUUGCCUCUGAACCGCUGUUGCUUGAUCAGCGGUGAUGCAGAGCAGGUGGCUAAGGCGCAGGUUUUCUCGUCGCAGCAGUGCGGGGCGGGCGGCUUUGGGAGUUAUCAAAGAGGGGCAUGCUUCUUUAAAGGAGUAAAAGUGGUCAACAAAUCAACAAAAAUGUUGGUAUGCUGUAAAGAAAAAGAGUUGGUAAUGCUUCAGCCACUAAAAAAUGGAGUGAGACUUGACAAGAAGAGCGUUUUUUCAAAAGAGCCGGGCUUCAACCAGAAUUGGGACAAACCAUUGAACAUAGAGUUUUACCGCGGAUUGUGGGAGUGA
Molecule: messenger RNA, 816 nt
Organism: Cladocopium goreaui
Lineage: Eukaryota; Dinophyceae; Suessiales; Symbiodiniaceae
Source: the annotation of a GenBank genome assembly